Messenger RNA from Synchiropus splendidus (mandarinfish), 3088 nucleotides. RefSeq names its product cysteinyl-tRNA synthetase 1 (gene cars1). Gene Ontology annotation, biological process: cysteinyl-tRNA aminoacylation. Gene Ontology annotation, molecular function: ATP binding; cysteine-tRNA ligase activity. The record is from RefSeq and is a predicted model, not a curated record. Bases 396 to 2852 code for a protein of 818 amino acids. Gene Ontology annotation, cellular component: cytoplasm. NCBI's taxonomy places the organism in Eukaryota, Metazoa, Chordata, Actinopteri, Syngnathiformes, Callionymidae. The transcript is spliced from 22 exons.
GAUACUAGUUGAUCUGUUUGUCAAUUUUUUUUUUACACUUUUAAUGAUUAUCUUCUAUGUGUGCACGCCCUGCGCUUAACAAGAGUCAAAUCUUUUAGAUUUUAUCGAGCGGCCAUACCACUAUUUAUUGGAUCGCUACAUCUGUGUUUGAUUUGUGUGGUCUUUGUGCGAUUGUCAUGCUCCAACCCGGUUCGGGGGUUAAACCAUUCAAGGCUGAUUUUACGAACGUGCAUUAUUUUUCUGCAUCUAAAACCUCUAGAACUUGAGUCUGGGUUUGUCGGGUGCGUUUCAGAAUCGGGCCUUUUUUACCCGGCCUUUGUAAAACACCCCGGUUUCCUCACUCUUCCGGACACGUUAAUUGUUGCAUCAGCACCGAAUUCUUGCCUCCAGACACGAUGUCGACCGCAGGGGAUCCAGAUUUUCAGUGUGACCACCUGCAGCAGAUGACAGACCACAGCUCUCUGGCUGCUGCCCUGGACCACUACCUGACCUCGCGCAGCUACCUGACGGGUUUCCAACCCUCCCAGACUGACCUGAACGUUCUAAAGAAGCUUAGCAAACCCCCGGACCCUCGCUACGUCCACACCGCGCGCUGGUACAGACACAUGACUGGACUGCAGGACCUCCAGACACUCGCUGGCUCGAAGUCCAAGAGGGUCCAGCCUCCGUGGACGAGGCCUGCAGGAACAGAUGUCCCCCAGCUGAGGCUCUACAACAGCCUGACGCGAAGCAAGGAAGUCUUUGUUCCUCAGAAGGCCAAUAAGGUGACGUGGUACAGCUGCGGCCCGACCGUGUACGACGCCUCACACAUGGGUCACGCCAGGUCCUACAUCUCCUUCGACAUUCUCCGGCGGAUCUUGAGGGACUACUUCAAAUACGACGUUCUCUACUGCAUGAACAUCACAGACAUCGACGACAAGAUCAUCAAAAGAGCCCGCCAGAACUUCCUGCUGGACCAGUACCGAAAGAAGAACCUGCAAAGCUCCCAGCUGGUCCAGGACGUCCAGACAGCCCAGCAGGCGCUGCAGGUCCAGUUGUCGACCACCACCGACCCUGAUAAGAAGCAGAUGUUGGAGCGUCUGGAUGCAGCGGUCAGUGCUGCUCUGAAGCCCCUGCAGGAGGCGCUGCAGGGCUCCCAGCCCGCCGCUGUGGUGGAGCCCCUUCAUCAGGCGCUGCUGGAGAGCUCCAGGGACAUUGUGGCCGACUGGCUGGACCAGCAGCUGGGCUCCAGCGUGGACGACAACUCCAUCUUCUCCACCCUGCCGCAGCACUGGGAGGAGGAGUUCCACAAGGACAUGGACGCUCUGAACGUCCUGCCCCCGGACGUGCUCACCCGGGUCAGCGACUACGUUCCAGAGAUCGUGGACUUUGUGAAGAAGAUCGUGUCCAAUGGUUUUGGGUACGAGUCCAACGGUUCGGUUUACUUCGACACCGCAAAGUUUGACUCCAGCGCCAAGCACUCGUACGGCAAGCUAGUGCCCGAAGCCAUCGGAGACCAGAAGGCUCUGCAGGAGGGAGAAGGGGACCUGAGCGUGGACCGGGUCGGAGACAAGAAGUCUCAGAACGACUUUGCUCUGUGGAAGGCCUCCAAGCCCGGGGAGCCCACGUGGGACUCUCCCUGGGGAAAGGGUCGACCCGGAUGGCACAUCGAGUGCUCAGCCAUGGCGGGCUCUAUCCUGGGCCAGUCCAUGGACAUCCACGGCGGCGGCUUCGACCUGCGCUUCCCGCACCACGAGAACGAGCUGGCCCAGUCCGAGGCCUUCUUCGACAACGACCACUGGGUGCGCUACUUCCUGCACACGGGUCACCUCACCAUCGCAGGGUGUAAGAUGUCCAAAUCGCUGAAGAACUUCAUCACCAUCAAGGACGCGCUGCAGACCAACACAGCCCGUCAGCUGCGCCUGGCCUUUCUCAUGCACUCAUGGAAAGACACACUGGAUUAUUCCCCCAACACCAUGGAGUCUGCCGUGCAGUACGAGAAGUUCCUGAACGAGUUUUUCCUGAAUGUGAAGGACAUCCUGCGAGCGCCGGUGGACGUGACGGGCCGCUUUGAGAAGUGGGACGCAGCAGAAGCCGAACUGAACGAGAGUUUCUACGAGAGGAAGUGGGCAGUACACGAGGCUCUGUGUGACAAUGUGGACACUCGCACAGCGCUGGAAGAGAUGAGGGUCCUCGUGAGUCAGAGCAACAGCUACAUCGCCGGCAGGAAGAGCAGCAAGCUGCGUCCCAACCGCCUGCUCCUGGAGAACGUCGCCGCCUACCUCACCUCCAUGCUGAAGAUAUUUGGCGCCAUCGACGGAUCAGAGCCCAUCGGGUUCCCUGUGGGCGGAGCCUCUGCCAGCUCUAACAUGGAGGACGUGGUGAUGCCGUAUCUCGGCGUGCUGUCCAGCUUCAGAGAGGAGGUUCGCAAGGUGGCUCGCGAACUGAAAGUGACGGAGCUGCUGCGCCUCUGCGACGUCGUGCGGGACGAAACUCUCCCGGAGCUCGGCGUCCGGCUGGAGGAUCACGAAGGUCAGCCGACGGUUCUGAAGCUGGUGGACAAAGAAACCCUGCUGAAGGAGCGUGAGGAGAAGAAGAAGUUGGAGGAGGAGAAGAGGAAGAAGAAGGAGGAGGCGGCGCGAAAGAAGCAGGAACAAGAGGCUGCGAAACUGGCCAAGAUGAAAAUUCCAGCCGCGGAAAUGUUCCUGAGCGAGACUGACAAAUACUCCAAGUUUGACGAGACGGGUUUCCCGACUCACGAUUCGGAGGGGAAGGAGCUCAGUAAAGGACAAGCCAAGAAGCUUCGAAAGCUCUACGAAGCCCAAGAGAAGCUGCACAGCGACUUCCUGCUGACCAGUCAGAACGGCUCCUGAUGGUUGUGUAGAAGCAAAAUAAAGGUGUGUGCUGUGAGACCUGCUCUUCUCUGCUGGAGACCAUCUUGGACCAGGCCUGGCCAACACGCGGCUCUUCCCCCAGUUUCAUGCAGCUCUUCACCACAUGAGCCGCCGAACUGGCUGGGAUUUUGGUCAAGUUGCUGUUGAGAUGUUUUUUUGAUUUGAUGAGGAGACUUUGCUUAUCUUGACAAGACAAGACAAUGACUAGACUAGAC